Ziziphus jujuba (common jujube) is the source of this 1202-nucleotide messenger RNA. RefSeq lists its product as uncharacterized. Gene Ontology annotation, cellular component: chloroplast. The transcript has 8 exons. The record is from RefSeq and is a predicted model, not a curated record. Lineage: Eukaryota; Viridiplantae; Streptophyta; Magnoliopsida; Rosales; Rhamnaceae. Bases 56 to 817 code for a protein of 253 amino acids.
CCACAUUAUCUCCCUCCAAAUUUUGGUCAGCGAUGAAUAUCAUCAUCAUUCUCUCAUGGCCAUUCUUCUUUUCUCCCUAUCUCCACACCCACCAAACCCUUUUCAAAACCCAAACUUCACCAUCCCCAAACCCACUUCUUUAACCAUUCCAAAGCUCACUGCCACUCUGACCACCACCACUUCUAAGAGACAUUUGAUCCUCAGAACCACUUCACUCUUUAUCAUUUCGUUAACCCCUCAACAAUUCCUCGUUGCUCAUUCUUCUGAAGAAGCUUCAGCUCCUGCAAAGCAGACCCUUUCCGGCAUUGCAAAUACCAAAUCUUGGUUCCAGUUCUUUGGUGAUGGUUUCGCCAUUAGGGUACCUCCCGAGUUUGAGGACGUUAUGGAGCCUGAGGAUUACAAUGCUGGAUUGACUCUUUAUGGAGAUAAAGUGAAACCCAAAACAUUUGCAGCACGGUUUGCAUCUGCUGAUGGAUCUGAGGUUUUGAGUGUUGUUAUUCGUUCAACCAAUCAACUUAAGAUCACUUUCUUAGAGGCCAAAGACAUAACAGAUUUAGGUUCCUUGAAGGCUGCUGCAAAAAUCUUUGUUCCAGGUGGGGCAACUUUAUACUCUGCCCGGACAAUAAAAAUAAAGGAAGAAGAAGGUUUCAGGACUUACUAUUACUAUGAAUUUGGCCAAAAUGAUCAACAUGUAGCGCUAUUUACUGCUGUUAACAGCGGAAAGGCAAUUAUUGCUGGAGCAACUGCCCCACAGUCCAAAUGGGUUCAUGAUGGAGUGAAGCUUCGUUCUGCUGCUAUAUCAAUGACAGUUCUGUAGUCAUCUUAGCAGAUUAUGUCCACAUUCUUUAUAACACGCAACUGCCAUUCAUGCUGGAAAUAAUCGUGUUUAUAAACCAUCAUUGAAACGAAUUAGGACUUGAAGAUUCAUGGUAUGGGUGAUCCUACAGGUAUCUAUUGCCCGGUUAAUUGUAAUUUCAGUUGUCAAAUAGCAGCUUAGAGCUUGUGUAGCUUGCCAAUUUUGGAUAAAUAUUUUUUCUGAGAGCCUUUUUGGCGUUUUGAAAUUGUAUGAAUGCGUUGUCUAAACUGUAGCAAAAAUUUUGAGUUGGAGAAAGAAUCCAACUUCCUGCACAACUCAUUUCCUUUUAAAACUGCUGUAUGAGUAAUACAUGGAGAAGAGUUAUGGCUGAGUAUCUUCGAACUAA